AUGGACAAGUUGAAAAGAGAAGUGUACGAUGAGGACAAUCGUGUUGCCAAAAUGGAGGCAAAGUCCUCUGUGGUGUUUGUUGAGACCCAGGGCAACAAGGUCGUUUACGAGAGCGUCUACCCCGUUGAACCUUUCAAAGAGGGCGCUAGAGGCACAUAUGGAGGAGAUUUCUUGGCGCAGGGGUUGAACGCGUGCUGGGAAUCGGUUGGCAGAGACAACUUCCAGCCUCAUUCCUUGCACUCCUACUUUGUCAAAGCUGGUUCCACCGAGAGCAAUAUCAGGUGGGAAGUGUUGAAAAUUAGCGACUCGAGAAACUUUGCCAAUAGACUAGGCAUGGCUUUCCAGAUACACACCAAUCAAUUGUGUUUCACCAUCCAGGUUUCCUUCACCAAGGAGAACGACUUGAUCAAAAGGGAGGAAGAUUACCAAAGUCUCUUGAAAUCGGGUGCGACCGACAUCAAGGCGAUUCCAUUUGAGUUCAAGCGGACGCCAAACGAGCGGUUUUUCAAGUACAAGGACCUGAUAGACGAUCUUUUGUACUUUGAACACACCAACGACAAUAUAGCGCACGCGGUGCCUCAUGAAAUGUUCCAAUACACGAAAAACUUUGACAAGGCAACGAUGGGCGACCAAGAGUUUGGCUUGUUUGUGCGGAUGCUCGACAACUACGAUCUCGGCAAGGACAAAUUAAGACAGAGUUUCCUUGGGCUUGCAUUCGAGUCGGACUCGUUGUGGUUAUCCACCGUUAUUAAAGCUAUGGGUUUGCCAUUGGCAAGCGACGAAAGCACCUUUUUCCGAGUGAGCUUGGACCAUUCCUUGUACUAUCACGAUUUGAAUUUCGAUUCGAGCAAUUGGUUAUUUUUGGAUUAUAGAUUUUUGAGCAUGGGAAACAACAGGAUCUUGUGCGUGGUUAAUUUUUACACUUUGGAGGGCAAAGCAGUGGCUACUGCUAUACAGGAAGCUUAUGGAUUCUUACCAAAGCAGAUGAUUGACAGAUCAAAAGCUUUGCAUGAGAAGUACAAUCCAAAAGCUGGAUCUAUAGAAACUGCCAAAUUAUGA
This is a messenger RNA of Lodderomyces beijingensis, 1059 nucleotides long. The record is from the annotation of a GenBank genome assembly. Lineage: Eukaryota; Fungi; Ascomycota; Pichiomycetes; Serinales; Debaryomycetaceae.